Messenger RNA from Arabis nemorensis, 1122 nucleotides. NCBI's taxonomy places the organism in Eukaryota, Viridiplantae, Streptophyta, Magnoliopsida, Brassicales, Brassicaceae. The record is from the annotation of a GenBank genome assembly.
AUGGACUUUCUCAAAGUUUCAGACAAGACAACAACUCCAUGUAGAAGUGACUCUCUGUUUGGUUUGAAUCAGAAACAAUACAAAGAGUCGUCGUCUUUUGGAUUCAGAGACAUGGAGAUUCAUCCUCAUCCUAAUCUCAUUACUCCUUAUGCAGGAAACGGAGUAUUGGGUUGUUAUUAUUACUACCCAUUCACAAACGCGCAAUUAAAGGAGCUCGAGAGACAAGCGAUGAUCUACAAGUACAUGAUCGCGUCAGUUCCUGUUCCUUUCGAUCUCCUUGUCUCAUCGUCAACAUCCUCUGCUUCUCCCUGUAAUAAUAAAAACAUUGCCGGAGAUUUAGAACCGAGAAGAUGCCGGAGAACGGAUGGUAAGAAAUGGAGAUGCUCUAAAGAAGUAGUCUCUAAUCACAAAUACUGUGAGCGACACUUACACAGAGGUCGUCCUCGUUCAAGAAAGCAUGUGGAACCUCCUUAUUCUCGACCCACCAACAAUGGUGGUUCAGAGAAAAACAGAGAUCUCCGAAAUCUUCCUCAACGAAAACUAUCCGUAAAAGACAAAAUACUUGAACCAAAGGAGGUUUCAAUUUCAUCAUCUCUCUCAAAAUACAGAGAAUCCAGAGGAAGCGAGAUGUUUCCUGUAUCGACAACAACUGAGGAAGAAAACAAGUAUUUGAAUUUCAUCGAUGUAUGGUCUGAAGGAGUAAGAUCAUCUGAAAAACAGAGUACAACUUCAACCCCUGUUUCAUCUUCCAAUGGCAAUCUCUCGUUUUACUCGCUAGAUCUUUCAAUGGGAGGAGGAAAUAACUUAAUGGGCCAUGUCGAAACGGGCCUGAUCCAAAUGGGUUUAGGAAUAAUCGGGUCGGGUCGUGGAGAUGAUCACGGAUACGGUCCUUAUGGUGUGUCUUCUUCACUGGAGGAGAUGUCGAGCUGGCUUGCUCCGACGUGCGCCACUCCCGGCGGACCAUUAGCGGAGAUACUAAGGCCAAACCCGAGUUUUGCGUCCUCCGGCGGCGACAUGGAAUCGUACAGUGUUACGGCGACGGCGACUCCGAGCUCGUCGCCUUCUAGAGUUGUGAAGAAGAUGAUGACUGGUUCGGUGUCUGAUGAAAGCAGCCAGAUUUAG